UUCCAGCAAACAUUUGUCUAGCCACCAUGCAAACAUGAUGGAGCAGUAGUUAAGUUAAAAGCAAAAGAUGUGGCGUGUGAAGGGUCCAUCUCCACACACAGAAUGGCUUUACAACCGCGUAUGAAAUGGCUUCGAAAGUUUACAAGGGAAAACGUUAUGUUUUCGGAACCUCGAAUUUCGUCCAGCACCCACUCCAAACUAUAACUACCCGAGACCCUGACACCUGGCCCUAGUGCGGAUCCAGACACGAUCGGGCUUGGACGCAUUAGGAAUGACUUCAGAGACUUCAGUGUACCCUCAAUCAGUAGACAUCUCAGAGUGAACAGAAGAACCGUGACGACUUCUACCUGGCUAUUUCAAAGUCUCAGUCUACGCCAUUGCCAUCAGGCACAACACCCAUUUGGCCAAGAUGGUUCAGCGUUUGGCUUGGGUUCCCCUAGCAGCAGUCGUCUUGACCAUCGCUGGGCUUAAUGAAGUUUCGGCUAAGCAUUGCUACUUCGGUCAGGAGCCGGACCCAGCUCACAACGGGAGACUUCGCUGGUUGAUUCCAGGAACACGCGAGGAUCACUGCUCGUGCACCAGCAUCCGAAUUGGAGGUGUGAACCCCAUGCCCCAAAAUCGACCCUACAACCCGAACUUCACGGACAACCCGCUGUUUACCAAGGACGUGAAGAAAAUACACGACUACUUUGGAUGCCCUGGUCCUGCUGACUGCCAGGAGUGGUUAGAUGCAGGGUACAAUACCAGCGACGUGUACACCAUCUACCCAACGCAGUAUCAAAAUGGCUUGCAGGUCUACUGUGAUAUGAAGAAGGAUGAAUCACGUUGGAUGGGCCUCCAGGGAGGUUGGAUUGUGUUUCAGAGGCGCCAGGACGGGUCAGUGAAUUUCACCCGUAGCUGGGCAGAAUACCGCGAUGGAUUCGGUAAUCUGACAGGGGAGUUCUGGCUGGGUAAUGAGUAUCUUCGCCAGCUCACCGGGGAAGGCAGAUGGGAGCUGCUGGUGGAGCUGCUUGUACGUAAAGCGGACGAGUCAUUGGCGAGAUACCUGAUGUGGUACCGGACAUUUCACAUCACUGGUGAAAAAUACGCCUUGCACGUUGGAGAUUAUAAGAAUAUGCCACGCCUACCCGUAUGUGAUGUCGAAACCUGCCAAUCAGCUGGUACGUAA
This is a messenger RNA of Acanthaster planci (crown-of-thorns starfish), 1168 nucleotides long. RefSeq names its product ficolin-3-like. Lineage: Eukaryota; Metazoa; Echinodermata; Asteroidea; Valvatida; Acanthasteridae. The record is from RefSeq and is a predicted model, not a curated record.